AAAUUAUUUUUUGUAACAAAGGACAAAUAAUAUACUGACAAUGGCUUCAACUAUGCUUGAUGUUCGUAAAAUAUUCAACAUGGCACAAGAUGGUGUUGUUGCUUCCCGUUUGUGUGACAUGAUGACCGCCAUACAAAAAACUUGCUCGGUUGAAGAUUUCUGGUCUGCCUUUUUAAAUCACUUGCAGAAGACAAUGAUUUAUUACAAAGCAGACAUAGUUGUUGAAAGAGUGAUUGACUUCAUAGCCACCUUUACAACUCAUUCAUCAAUUCUGAAAAAUAAAGAAAAGGAAAACGAAUCAGAUAAUUUAGAAAUGGAUGAGUCUUCUAUGGAUCCCUUUUUAGUUGAAGUGUUAAACUUCCUAAUCAAAAACCACAACGCACGUGACAAAGCUGUGCGAUACAGAUGUUGUCAACUCAUCAACAAACUACUUGGUCGCCUUGGAGAUGAUGACACUAUCGAUGAAGAUAUAUGUGAUGCAAUUUAUGAGUGUAUGAUGAUUCGGAUAAAGGACAAAUUUCCAUCAAUUCGAAUUCAAGCAGUUUUAGCACUUGUACGUCUUCAGGAUCCUGAGGAUGAGGAAUGUCCUGUUAUUGAUGCAUUUAUUCACUCAAUGGAAACCGACACUAAUGCUGAUGUACGCAAAACCAUUCUAUCAAACAUUGCACUGUCUAGAAAGACUCUACGACAUGUGUUGGGUCGUAUUCGAGAUGUAAAAGAGAGUAACCGCAAAGUUGCGUAUAUAACGUUGUCAGAAAAGGUUUCUAUCAGAGCAUUGACCAUUGCUCAAAGAAUUGACAUCCUCAGUGUUGGCUUGAAAGAUCGUUCUGUGAUUAUUAAACAAGCAUGUUUGCAGUUAUUGAAGUCUUGGUUGCGUUCGUAUGAUCAUAAUGUUGUAAAGUUACUAGAGGCACUGGACACUGAAGGAUCAAAAGAUUGCUCUGAAGCAGUUCUAGAUGCAUUGUUUGAAGGUGCUUCUGUUGAAAAAUUAAAACAGCAUGUUGAUGCAUUGAUAGCAUUGUCACAAGCAUCUGGUGAAGGAGUAAAAAUGAUACCUUCAGAAUCUCUUUCGCCAGAAAAUGUGUUCUACUGGUAUAUGGUUUGUAAACAUUUAAAGAAAGUGGGAGACGAUGGUGAAGUCUUACUUCAAACCAUAUUGCCAGAACUUACAAAUUUUUGCAACUAUAUUCAAAGUUAUGCUGAAAAAUACUUCAUUGAUUCUGCGAUUUUGACAGCUUUUGAAGGAAGGGAAUUACAACCAGAAUUUAUUUUAGAGCAUUUGCUGAAAAUAGCUCGCCUGUUGGAUUUGUCUGAUGAAGUUGGAAGGAAAAACUUACAGUCCCUGGUUUAUAAUCUCCUUGUCACUGAAACCAUACCUGUUUCACUUGCCUCUGUGUUGGUGUCACUAUAUGUUGAUGUUGAAAAGUCAGAGCAGGUCUUCGUUCAAGCUGUUGUUGAGAUCAUUGCAGAUGUGAAACAACCCAUGGUUCAAGUGGUGACUACAGCUAUGAAGGAAAGCAAUCGUAGAAUAGAAUUGCAGCUUGCUCGGAUUGCAAUGAACUUAAACGAGUGUAAAGAAGAUUUGGAAACAGCUAUUACUAAGCAAAACUUUCAAGAUGCAGCUCUUUUGAAAGAUCAGAUAGCUGAAUUGCAGGAGCAGCGGGACAGUUUACUGCUGGACAAAAACACUAAUGAAGAACGACACCUCCCUCAACGAGUCGAAAAGGAUGAUCCAGAGACUAUGUUAAAAUGUCUCACUAUUGCUUCGUCAUUACUUACUCACAUAAAAGGGAAAGGCAUAAGUCCAACAUUGAUGACACUCAAAGAUGAACUCAUAUUUGAAGGUGUAAAGAAUGAGGACCCUUUCAUUCGAAAUGAAGCAGUUAAAUGUCUUGGUCACCUGUCACUUUUGCAGAAAGAUUUUGCUUGUCAACAUUUGGUGCUAUUUCUACAGGUUGCUCAAGUUGAUCAAGAAUUGCUUCAAAUAACAGCAGUCCAAAUCAUUUUUGAUUUGUUUAUGAUAUAUGGGCUGGAAGCUUUUGAUAUUGAACCUGACAAACCUAGUGACCAAAAUGAAAAAGAGGAAGAUGAGGUGAAAUCAGACGUUGUUGAGGAAACACCACCUGAAGAACUCGAAGUGAAACAGAAACAUAGUAACGCUGCAGAAAGUGUGUUGGGAAUCCUGUUGAUGUUUCUUGAGAGUGAAAGUCCAGACCUGCGCACAGUUGUAGCAGAAGGCUUAGUAAAACUGUUGAUGUCUGGCAGGAUCGUCAGUUCAAAGAUUUUGACAAGAUUGAUUCUGCUCUGGUAUAAUCCAAUCACAGAAGACGAUACCAAACUUCGCCAUUGUUUGGGUGUAUUUCUACCUGUGUUUGCUUUUGAGAACAGAAACAACCAAGAGUUAAUUGAAGAGUCGUUCAUUCCAGUGUUGAAAACUUUGUUCAACGCACCCUCCUCCUCACCUUUAAGUCAAGUCAACGUUUCCAAUGUGGUAGACCUCAUGGUGCAACUUACAGACGUUAGGAAUUUAGUGGAGAUGCAAAUGAAGGACAAAACCAUCCCGGUUUUUGAAUCACACGUUCACGAUGGUGUAGCAAUUAAACUGGCGAAUGAAAUCUUGUCCGAUCCCGAAGACGCUGACAUUAAGUUAUUAUGUAAAACGUUGAAUCAACUCCACAUCUGUGUCAGAAACACUACAGUUAUUCAAGAUUUGAUGGAGUUAAAUAUGCAGAUGUUGGAAGCGCUAUCACAGAACAAAUUGGCGAAGAAAAUGAUCGAAAAGUUUCAAUUACACGUGCAAGAUUUGUUUGGUAGUCAAGAUAAGUCAGAUUCAGUAUCACAGUCUGAAGCAGAUGCAACUAUGACUGAAGAAAACAAGGAUACCCACGAGUCGACGACAGAUACCUUGGAUCAAAAAAAGCAUAAGUUAAACUCAACUAGUGAUGACACGAUUUUGUCGAAAAAAUCGAAAUUAGAUUCAGACUCCACAGGCAUGGAUGUGGAUUUUAACGUACACAAUUCGACAAGACCUGAUGAACAAGAAAAUGAAGAAAGUUGAACACUUGUAGUAGCAAAACACAAAUAAUGGAUGUAUAAUAGUGAAACGUGGAAAGACACUGAUGGAUAGAAUUGAGUUAAUUAUCAACCCAUGAUAGCGAGUACUUACAAAAAUUGGAGUUUUCACUCAGCUUUGACAACGUAUAGUGCACACCACUGUGGUUAGAACAACCUAAAUGUUUUCUUCUUUCAUCAAACUUACUUUGAUUUGUAUUUUAAUCGUUGAAAAAAUAGUGUGGAAGGACUUCUCCCCUAUAUGAGCUUUUUCUACCGUGAUUUUUCAAACUUCAAUUAAUUGUGGAAUAUUUAAUGUAAAUAUUGUCUGAAUAUAUGAAUAACCUGUUCUAGCU
Messenger RNA from Hydractinia symbiolongicarpus, 3407 nucleotides. RefSeq names its product condensin complex subunit 3-like. Gene Ontology annotation, molecular function: protein binding. Gene Ontology annotation, cellular component: condensin complex; condensed chromosome. The record is from RefSeq and is a predicted model, not a curated record. NCBI's taxonomy places the organism in Eukaryota, Metazoa, Cnidaria, Hydrozoa, Anthoathecata, Hydractiniidae. Gene Ontology annotation, biological process: mitotic chromosome condensation. The transcript is spliced from 20 exons. The coding region runs from base 41 to 3058 and encodes 1005 amino acids.